This is a messenger RNA of Stegodyphus dumicola, 1712 nucleotides long. RefSeq lists its product as uncharacterized. NCBI's taxonomy places the organism in Eukaryota, Metazoa, Arthropoda, Arachnida, Araneae, Eresidae. The record is from RefSeq and is a predicted model, not a curated record. Gene Ontology annotation, molecular function: neuropeptide hormone activity.
GAGGCGGAGUUAGUUCAGUUUAAAGGAGAGCGGCUUGUGAAGACGAAACUUUCGCAGGCCAAUUUCAGAAAAGCCAUGUCCGGAAGAGAGCUCGUUCAACUAGUGGUGGUUGUCAGCUUGCUGGUAUCACUUGUCGAAGCUGAAAUGGCUACUCUUGGAAGAAAGAAUGAAGAACUCAAUCUCGGUGGAAUUAAUCGACUUAAAAUCAACCCAAAAAAGCAAAUUAGGGUACAAAAAAGUUUUGUUGGAGUACCACUUGACAAAAUAGGCGGAGGAAUGGUUCUUCGGGCUCGAGAGCAAAAAGAAGCUGAAGAAGAAUCAACUGAGAACCAGAGAGAUUCCCCAAACGUUCAGAAUAAUUUAUUUAAUGUAAAAAGGAAAUCUAGAGAGUCUGCAAAGUUCAGCUACGAUAAUGCUAGUGUAAAAACCAAAGAAGAAAUCGACAAAUUUAAAUUUCCCAAUGAUGGCAAUCCGAGUCCUAGUGAAAUUAAUGUAUCUAAAUUAAGCAUUAGAAAGCGAAAUUUCGAUGAGAUCGAUAGAGCUGGUUUCCGAAAUGUGGGAAAAAGAAAUUUUGAUGAAAUUGAUCGAGCUGGUUUUCGAAGUAUGGGAAAGCGUAAUUUUGACGAAAUUGAUCGGGCUGGUUUCCGAUAUAUGGGAAAAAGAAAUUUUGACGAGAUAGAUAGAUCAGGUUUUGACACAAUAGGCAAAAGAAAUUUCGAUGAAAUCGAUCGAGCUGGCUUUCGAAACAUGGGUAAAAGAAAUUUUGAUGAAAUCGAUAGGUCAGGUUUUAGCACAAUGGGGAAAAGAAAUUUCGAUGAAAUAGACAGAGCUGGUUUUCGAGAUAUGGGCAAAAGAAAUUUUGAUGAAAUAGACAGAGCUGGUUUUCGAAACAUGGGCAAGAGAAAUUUCGAUGAGAUCGACCGAGCUGGCUUUCGAAACAUGGGGAAAAGGAAUUUUGAUGAAAUCGACAGAUUUGGUUUUCAAAACAUGGGAAAAAGGAAUUUUGAUGAAAUAGAUCGAGCUGGUUUUCGCAUGUUUGAUAAAAGGAACUUUGAUGAAAUAGAUCGAGCUGGUUUCCGCAUGUUUGAUAAAAGGAACUUUGAUGAAAUCGACCGGUCUGGUUUUGGAAAUAUUAGAAAACGAAAUUUCGAUGAAAUAGAUAGAUCAGGAUUUGGUGACAUUGGUAAAAGAAACUUUGAUGAAAUCGAUCGAUCUGGUUUCAGCAAUAUAGGUAAAAGAAAGUUCGAUGAAUUCGGCAAAUACGAUUUUGGAUUCAAUAAUAAACGGAAUUUUGAUGAAAUUGACAGAGAUACUAAUAGUCAUAUAGGCAUUAGACAAACUGUACAGGAGGAUGAGCCUGGCACAUCUAAUUUUCAGAAAUACGAAUACACUGAUGAGCUUGGAAAAAGUCGUUUGAAUGAUGAAUUAAAUGCAUUUCGUGAUGCUGAUGAAAGAGGUAAUCGAGUAAAAUCCGCAAUGGAGACAUUAGAACAAAAAGGCCUUUUCAGGAAACAAAUGUGAGUGUAGAAAUUUUCAUUUAGCAAGUAAGGUAACUCCUCAGAAGUUUAUUCAUCCGUGUCUCAUGUUUUAUGCUGAAGACUAUGGUGUUCUACAUUAAAUACAGAUGAAACUCUAUGGUUGCUUCAGUCGAAUAUAGAAUGUAGUUGAAAUGUAACAUAUCUCUAAAAGAAAUAAAAUGUAUCACUGGAAAA